This is a messenger RNA of Anopheles stephensi (Asian malaria mosquito), 404 nucleotides long. RefSeq names its product splicing factor 3B subunit 5. The record is from RefSeq and is a predicted model, not a curated record. Bases 113 to 370 code for a protein of 85 amino acids. The transcript has a single exon. Gene Ontology annotation, biological process: mRNA splicing, via spliceosome. NCBI's taxonomy places the organism in Eukaryota, Metazoa, Arthropoda, Insecta, Diptera, Culicidae. Gene Ontology annotation, cellular component: U2 snRNP; precatalytic spliceosome.
CAACAGCAGAAAACAACACAACACGGCUGGUAAACAAACUUACAACACUCGGAGCAAUCACAGCAUCAUUUUUCGAUAAGAAACAUCGGAAAACUCGCGAAAUAUCUGCACAAUGGGUGACCGGUACAACAUUCACAGCCAGCUAGAACAUCUGCAAAGCAAGUACAUCGGCACGGGACAUGCGGACACCACGAAGUACGAAUGGCUAACCAACCAGCACCGAGACUCGCUAGCUAGCUACCUGGGGCACUACGAUAUGCUGAGCUAUUAUGCGGUCGCCGAGAACGAGUCAAAGGCACGAAUCCGGUUCAACAUCAUGGAGAAAAUGCUGCAACCAUGCGGUCCUCCACCAGAGAAGACGGAAGAUUAGGAAUAAACGUGAAUUAAGUUAACCCACCAUCAAA